UGACAUCUUAUAAACUGGUGUAGACAAUGGGAGAGCAUUAUUCAUGACUGAACGGUUUCAAGACGCUUGGUUAUCUGUUUUGACUCUCCCCAGAGACAGAACAUGAAAAUAUUAAGUUCAACUGUUGACUAUGAAACCAACGUCUAUAAUUUCACAGAUGAAUUUAUAUCUGAUACAACUGACUACGAGUCUGAGCUGAGUGGAUUAUGUAACAAAGAAUAUGUGCGGCAGUUCAGUAAGUCCUAUGAGCCACCGCUUUAUUGGAUCAUCUUCGUCAUAGGGGCUUUGGGCAACCUGCUUGUCGUUUGCAUCUUCACAACGGUGCGAAACCGCCUCAAGACCAUGACUGAUGUCUACCUGCUGAACCUAGCAGUGGCUGACCUUCUCUUCCUUUGCACGUUGCCCUUCUGGGCAACAAAUGCUGCCCAGGGUUGGGUGUUCAACCAGAUCAUUUGCCAAGGAGUUUCUUCGGUCUACAAGAUCAACUUCUUUGCCAGCAUGCUCUUACUCACUUGCAUUAGCGUGGACCGCUACAUUGCCAUUGUCCACGUAACCGAAGCUCACAACUACAAAAAGAAACGCAUGCUGUUUAGUAAAAUAACUUGCGUGUUUGUGUGGGUUGCCUCUUGCCUCGUAGCUCUACCAGACUUCAUCUUCGCCAAAGUAAAAACUUAUGAGCACCAGCCCAAUUCUUGUGUCCUGGUGUAUUCAACCUUAGACAAUAACCAUACCAAAGUCUUGGUGUUAGCUUUACAGAUCUGUGUUGGCUUCCUACUUCCCUUGCUGGUCAUUGUAAUAUGCUACUCAGUCAUUAUUCGUAAACUCAUGCAGUCUCGAAGCUUUGAGAAACACAAAGCCCUGAAGGUCAUCUUUGCGGUUGUGGCAGCUUUUAUUCUCUCCCAGUUGCCAUUCAAUGGGUAUCUGAUCAUAGAGGCUGCCCAAGCUAACAACGCCACAAUAACAGACUGCACUGUCAUACAAAGUUUAGAAAUGUCUGGCCAAAUCGUUAAGUGUCUGGCCUACACACACUGCUGCCUGAAUCCCAUCCUGUAUGUUUUUAUUGGGGUUCGUUUCAGGAAGGAUCUCUUAAGCCUGAUUCACCGUCUGUCUUGUGGGCUGGGAUUGGUCGACAACAGCAAAUUGCAACCAGUUCCUAAGAGGCCUUCUGUUAUGUCCGACACAGACACCACCCCAGGGUUUUCCUUAUAGACCAACUCACCAAUGUUACAGUACUGACAAUUUUUUCAAAAUCUGCAUUUACAUCGACAUAUGUUUUUAGCAUGUUAUCGGAGGGAUGUUUUCCUGCUUGUCCUUAUAAUAACAGCCCUUAUAACCACAAACAUUACUGGGCAAGGCCUGAGUCAUAUGCUUCAUCGUAGUAUGAUUCUUACAGUUUAUGCCUGUAUUCUCUGACAGUACAUGAUGGAAGAUUUUGUAUAUAGUCUGUACCUGAGCAUUCCACACUGAUUGGAUUUUGGGAAGGAUGAUUAGAGGGGUGUAAUGUAUUUUGUAGCUGUAUUACUAUGUUUUCCAUACUUUUUCCUUAAGUCUAUCAAAAAUAUUUUAAGUAAAUUGUAAAUAGAUGCUGAGAAAAUGUAGUACUUGUUUGAACUUUUUUGAGUGUUAUGCAUAUACAUUUUAUAUUUUAAAAUAAACUGAUAAAAAAGA
Molecule: messenger RNA, 1668 nt
Organism: Myxocyprinus asiaticus (Chinese sucker)
Lineage: Eukaryota; Metazoa; Chordata; Actinopteri; Cypriniformes; Catostomidae
Product: C-C chemokine receptor type 9-like
Exons: 3
Coding region: 103-1209 (368 amino acids)
Biological process (GO): immune response; G protein-coupled receptor signaling pathway; chemotaxis
Cellular component (GO): membrane
Molecular function (GO): chemokine receptor activity
Source: RefSeq, a predicted model, not a curated record